Molecule: messenger RNA, 6651 nt
Organism: Alosa sapidissima (American shad)
Lineage: Eukaryota; Metazoa; Chordata; Actinopteri; Clupeiformes; Clupeidae
Gene: nup214
Product: nucleoporin 214
Biological process (GO): RNA export from nucleus; protein import into nucleus
Cellular component (GO): nuclear pore
Molecular function (GO): protein binding; structural constituent of nuclear pore
Source: RefSeq, a predicted model, not a curated record
GUCGAAUGAGCCUUAACUGCGUCAUUUCCGAAACAGGAGCGCGGUAUGGGUGCAUGACAGAAAGCUCCACACUACUACCAUACUAGUACUUUUCUCAAAAACUUCGAUACUAAGUAGUUGGAAUUUGUAUUGAUCUUUGACUUUUGGCACCGAGGUGCCACCCUAUUCUGUGAUUUAAGAUGAGUGACGACCCUGACUCUUUCCCCGAGAGGGAAAUGAAGGAUUUUCAAUUCCGACAGAUGAAGAAAAUCCGCGUCUUUGACUCGCCAGAAGAGUUACCAAAAGACAGAUCCAAUUUGCUUGCAGUGUCGAAUAAGUUUGGACUGACAUUCGUGGGGCUUGACCGAACACUGAAAGUUUUCUUUACGAAGGACAUCAUUGAUGCCGUCAAGGACGUGGGCAACCCAAAUGAAAUCGUGGAGGGGGUAAAAGCUCUGGAGGUGCCAGUGGAGUUGCCCCUGCACCACCUGGCUCUGAGCAGUGAUGAGCUCACUGUGUCCGCCUGCGGGAUGUCCGAGGAGGCAGGACUCUCCAUGGCCUUCUACGACGUGCGCUCCUUUCUCAACAAGGCCAGGCAGGAGAAGGCCCCUUUCGCGUCUUUGCGGCCAGGCAGUGACUCGGGCACCCUGGUGCAGGACCUCAAGUGGAACCCAGUGCAGGCGUCCAUGCUGGCUGCCUGUCUGUCGGACGGCAGCAUGAUGGUCCUGGAGGUCACCAGUGAGGUCAAGGUGACAGCCCAGCUCCCCCCCGCCGUGGGGAUCACCUGCGUGUGCUGGAGCCCCAAAGGAAAGCAGGUGGCAGCUGGGAAGCAGGAUGCUACAGUCAUCCAGUACACACCAGCCCUGCAGGAGAAGAAGGUGAUCCCCUGUCCGAGCUUCUACAGCUCAGACAACCCUGUUAAAGUGCUGGACGUGUUGUGGCUGAGCACCUUUAACUUUGCGGUGGCGUAUGCAGCAGCGGACGGCUCCCCGGAGACGCCCCCCGAGCUUGUGGUCGUGUCCCUGCCCAAAAAGGAUGAGAAAAGGGCAGAGCGGUAUCUGAACUUUAAUGACCUGGUGUACGGCACCUGCACAGAGAGACAGCACCACUACUUCCUCUGCCACAUUGAGGACUGGGAUCUGGUGCUUGCUGCGUCUGCAGCCUCCAUUGAGGUCAGCAUCAUCGCCAAACAGGAGGAUAAACAGCAGCCUGCGACUAAUUGGGAGCUGUGGCUGCUGGAGGAUGCCAGCAGGGCGGAGCUUCCUGUCACUCAGAACAGCGAUGACACACUGCCAUUGGGUGUCGCAAUCGACUUCACCAGUCAGGAUGAGAUUCACAUCUCGGACGAUAAGAAGCUUCCUGCGGCCCCCACGCUGAUGAUGCUGUCCACGGACGGCGUGCUGUGCCCCUUCUCCAUGAUCAACAUGAACCCAGGGGCCAAGCAGCUGGUCGCCCCGGCAACCAGCCUAGCCCUGGACGGGGAGAGGCCACCCAGCGCAGGCAUUUCUGCUGCAGCCCCCACCCCACGAGCCCCUCCCAGCACCUUUCCGCCCCUUCGUGCCCCUGUCAGCAGCUCCACACCUCCCCCUCCUGCAACUGCCACCUCAUCUGCCCCUGCCCCUGCUCCUGCCCCUGUCUCAGCUCCUGCCCCUGCCCCUGCUCCUGCCACUGGCUUCUCCUUCGGCUCUGCCCCCCCUGCCACCUCCUCCUCCUCCAUCUUCUCUCUGGGCUCUGCUGCCCCCCCUGCGGCCUCCACUGCUGCCCCCCCUGCCUUCUCCUCCUCCGCUGCCCCCCCUGCCUUCUCCUCCUCCGGCGGGGUUUUCUCAUUCUCCGCGGCCUCCAAGCUGCUGCCGGUGUCCGGCGCCCCGGGACCCGCUGCCUCCGCCUUCUCCUUCAGCGCCCCCUCCGUGGCCAAGCCCCCCCUGGUGGACCCCGGUGGUCCUGCGGCGCUGACGCCAUCGGUGGUGGUGGCGGCGGCCGCCUCCCCUGCCCUGGUGCCAGGCCCCACGCCACAGCGGCUGGCCACCGCAUCCCCGCUCACCAUCGCCAAGGAGCCAGCCACGCCUGCCAUCAGGCUCAACCUCAACGACAGGUUUUCAUCACUGGAGACCCCUGCUCCAUUCUCCUUCUCCUCCCCCAAACCCAGAUCUGCCCCUGAGGCCAGCGCCCCUGGAGCACCCCCAUCAGUCACCAGCAAACCAGCAGCAGUGCGGCCAGUUCAGACCAGUACGGCUACUCCAGCGCCACCCAAAGUGGUCCAGACUGCACCUCCUCAACCCCAGACCAGCACACCUGAACAGGCUGCUGUGUCGGUGAAGGCUCUGGAGAAACAGCAGCUGAAAGACUCAGACCCCGUCAUGGCGGGCAUCUUGGAGGAGAUUGCCCACUUUCAGAAGGAGCUGGAUGAGCUGAAGGCUCGGAGCAGCAGGACGGACUUCAGGGUGGGCAGCAUCGAGGAGAUGAGGGAACUCCGCAAGGAGUCCGAGGACCUGCACGUCUUCACCCUGGAGAUUAAAGAGACCACAGAGUCUCUCCACGGAGAUAUCAGCACGCUAAAGACGACGUUGCUGGAGGGCUUUGCGGGGGCCGAGGAUGCUAAGGCUCACUGUGAGCUCAACAACGACCCCAGCUACCUCCAGCUUCUCUACAAGAAACCCCUCGACCCACGCAGAGAGGACCAGCUCAAGGAGAUCCGGCGGCUGUACCAGUAUGUGAAGUUUGCGGUGGAGGAUGUGAACGCCGUGCUGGAUGUGGAGUGGGAGAAACAUCUGGAGAACAGGAAGAAGCAGAAGCACAUGGUCAUCCCUGAGCGGCACGUGCUGUUCAACGCGCUGGCCAACAACCUUGAGAUCAUCACGCAGCAGAAGCUGAAGCUGGACCAGCUGCUGCGUGACCUGCACAGCCUGCGCCUCUACAGCAAGACGGCCGCCUGGACCACCCCCAGCCUGCCCUCUACCGCCCCCUCUGGACAGAGUCUUGACAAAGAGCUGGAGGGGCUGAGGGACGCGCUACUCAAAGCCAGUCUGGAGACGUCCCCCAAGACCACCUCCAAAUCUCCAGGCAAAAUGACUCCAGCUAAGCAGUCCCAGCUCAGGAAUUUCCUCUCGAAACGCCAGACCCCACACGUCCGGUCUACAGCUCCAGCCAGCCUGUCCCGCUCAGCCUUCCUCUCCCCCAAGUACUACGAGGAUCUGGACGACGUCAGCUCCACGUCCUCGCUGUCGCAGGCUCUGGAGGUGGAGGAGCCGGGGGCGCUGCAUGUGGAGGAGGAAGAGGAGGAGGAGGAGGAGGUGGUCGCUCCGCUGCCCGUGGCCCCCCCUGCUAUGCCCCGCCACCCCGCUGUGGUCCGGACGCCCUCCAUCCAGCCCGGCUUCAGCCUGCAGUCCACGCCCUUCAGCAAGACCAGCCCGGCCCUGGGACUGGGUGCCGCCAUCAGCCCGAUACCGACCAAUAAUAUCAAUCUGGGCGGGGCCGAGAGCACAGCCCUGGCCACUAAGACUGUAAAACACGGAGCUCCGCCUACCGAGAAGGCCACGCCCCUCCCCCUCCCCGCCCAGCAGGCUGCCGCCAACGCCGCCCUCCGCAGACAGAUGGCCAAUCAGAAGCCUGUGGGGACUUCUCUGACCGAAUCAACUCUGAAGACGGUGCCCCAGGUGGUCAACGUGCAGGAGCUGAAAGACAAGGGGCCCACCAUGCCCAUCUCCACGGUGAUCAGUUCGUCUGUUCCUGCCCCAGCAGUCCAGGUGAUUCAGCAGGUGUUGGCGACGACUACCAACCAGGCUAAACGGGGACCUGUGAAGGUGACCUCUGCUCCGCCUGAAGCCACCACGCCAGCCCAGACCGGCUUUGUGUUCGGUGCGGUGACCAAAGCAGACGGUCCAGCAGCCACUGCAGCGUCCAGUGCGUCAACAGCAGGAGGGGAACAGAGCAGCAAGACCUUCAGCUUCUCAGCAGGGCCAGCCGCUGGUUUCUCCUUCUCCUCUGCACCACAAACAGUGAAAGAUGCCGGGUUGCCCAAGUUCUCCUUCGGCAGCAGCAGCAAGCUAUUUGGAGGUGCCGCUGACGAGACCUCCUCCAUCUUCCCCCCCAAAUCCACCUCCCCAGCACUAGGGGGCAGCACCAACGCCCCCACCCCUCCCCCCGUGGUGUCGGGGGAGCCGGUGAAGCUGACGUCGGCUGCGCCUGCGCUGAGAGGGGAGCCGCAGGCCCCCAAGCCGGCCGCCGUGGCGCCAGGCGGCGCCGGGGAGACGCUGGGCAGCUUCUAUGGCCUGCGUGUGGGUCAGGGCGAUGAGGAGGCCAAAGAGGCGCUCAAGGGCUUCAGCUUCGGCCAGCCGGCCAAUGGGAAGGGCGGCGGCGGAUUCGGCCAGUUCAGCUUCGGGAGGCCAGCGGAGACGGUGGGUAGUGGCCAGACGGAAGCGUCCGGCGCCCCCUCUUCCGCCGCAGCGGCGGCCGUGUCCGCGCCCAGCAGUAGCGUCUUCAAACCUCCAGAGUCGACGCCGGGAGCCUCCAAGCCGGCGUUCUCCGUGACGCACCCCAACACCUUCAGCCUGCUGACCGCUCCCCUGCCCCUCGACGGCACCGGCUCCGUUGAGGGCUCGGUGGGCUCCAGCGAACCCAGCCCACCUGCGGACGCCUCGCAGGCCCAGAGCGCUCCGAGCAUCGUGCCCGUCAGCCCCUCCCCGCCCCUGUCCGUGGAGGGCAGAGUGACCCCAGCAGCAGUCGCCGCAGACAAGCCACCCACGCCACCCUCCCCUGCUCUGGUGGUCUCGCCCACCCCCCCUCCCUCGUCCGUCACCCCCCCAGCUGAGACCGCCCCCACCCCAGCCCCCACCCCAGAUCCCGCCGCCUCGGCUGGAGCCGAGCCCCCUGCGCCUGCCUCCACCCUGACUCCAGCUCCUGCCCCCGAGGCCGCCCCUGCCGCCCCUGCUGCCCCUGACUCCAGCACCCCCGCCCCGCUGGCACCCCCCACCUCGGACAAACCCGGCUCCAUCUUCGGCCAGCCGCCACCCUACGUGGCAGCGGUGGCAGCGGCGGCAGCGGCCGCGACCCCUACGCCCCCCCCCGGCAACCGAAAGCACCACCCUCGGCAGCACACCCUCGGCCUGUCCAGCCUCACCACGGUCAUCAGCACGGCCGCUCCCGCCACCACCCCCACCCCGACCCCGACCACUGCUGCGCCUGCUGCCGUCACCUCUGUGUUUGGCCAGCCGCCAACCCCCCCACUAGCGCCCCUGCCACAGGCUUCGGCGCGCCCCCCCCCACCGACAGGAUUCGGGGCCCCCGCCCCCGCUGGACCUCCCACUGCCCCCUCCUCCACCCCCGCGGCCCCCGCUGGAGCGUCCACGCCGCCGACGGGCUUCGGCGCGCCAGUGUUCGGCCAGGUGGGCGCGUUCGGCCAGCCGGUAGCGUCCACUGCUGUGGCGGGGGCACCGGGCUCUGCCAGCAGCUUCAGCUUCGGUCAGUCCAGCUUUGGCGCCGCUGCUCCCGGCUUCGGGCAGCCCGCCGCGUCCACUGCCCCUGCGCCAGCGGCCUCCUCCUCCGCGAGCGGCGGUGGUCUUUUCGGCGCGUCCUCGGCUGCUAGCAGCGCUAGCUCCUUCUCGUUUGGCACCAGCGCGGCCGGAUCGGCGGCCAGCACCGGUGCUGGCGGAGGCUCGCUGUUUGGUCAGAGUGGCACGCCCGCCUUCGGCCAGCAGAGCUCUGGCUUCGGACAGGGAUCUGUGUUUGGCAGCAACACCACCACCACCUCCUCCACCGGAUUCAGCUUCGGGCAGCCCUCAGGCUUCGGGAGCACCCCCACCUCCUCAGUCUUUGGACAGCAGCCCAGCAGUGGAGGCAUAUUCGGACAGGCUCCAUCCAGUGGAAGUCUGUUUGGCGCUGGAUCAGCGGCCUCUGCGCCGCCCCCCUCUGGCUUCUUCAGCGGCCUGGGGGGCAAACCCAGUGAAGACGCCGCCAACAAGAACCCCUUCGGAGCUACCACCGGCGGGCCAGGGUUUGGCCAGCCCAACCAAGCAGGCUCCAGCGGUCUGUUUGGGAACAGUGGGGCCAAGAACUUCAGCUUCGGGGGCUCGUCCUUUGGGGAGCAGAAACCCAGCGGCACCUUCAGCACUGGGGCCGGCAGUGUCGCUACGCAGGGGUUCGGAUCCUUUGGGUCCUCACCCACUAAGCCAGGUGGGUUUGGCAGUGCUCCGGUGUUUGGCAGUCCGCCAGCGUUCGGCGGAGCCCCGGCGUUUGGGGCAGGCGCCGCGUUUGGCUCGAGCCCCUCCUUCAACAGCCCCAUGGCCCCCAGCGCCGGGAAGGUGUUCGGAGAGGGGACCGCCGCCGCCAACAUGGGAGGAUUCGGGUUUGCAUCUCCUCAGAACACACCCACCUUUGGCAGUAUAGCCAAUCAGAGUGCUCCGUCCUUUGGGAAUCUGGCCCAGCAGAAUCCUGGGUUUGGUUCGACAGGAGGAUUUGGGUCUCCUAGUGGAUUCGGAGGUGGUGGUGGAGGAGGUUUUACGGGGGGUUUUGGAAGCACCAAUCAGUCUUCUCAGUCCACUUUCGGCGGUUGGAGAAGAUAGUUAAUGUAGAGACUGCCUGAGAGCUCGACCUACGUGUCUGCAAUCAAGCUUUUAACGAGCAAACGAAUGAAUGCAUUGAUGGACAAGCCGCCGAGAGGAUAGGAAGAGGAGAGAA